AUGGGGAAGGAGGAGGGCGAGGGGCAGCAGCAGCGGGAGCAGCCGACGGCGGCGGAGGGAGGGGCAGGGGGAAGCGGCGGAGGAGGAAGAGGAGGGCGGUGUAGCGGUGGGUGCAGCGGAGCCGUGCGGCCGCAAUGCGCGGCCGCGCUCCUGCUCGGCGCCGCUGUGGCUCUCUCCGCGCUCUUCCUGCUGCCGCCCUUCGUGGGGCGCGGCGGCCGCGAGGCGGCGCGGGAUCCGGGCGCCGCGUUCGCAGCUGAUAUUGUGGCAAGCUUUAUGCUACAGAAGACAGUUUCUGAGUUGAGGGAAAGUACAUCUAAGCUUGAAUUCGAUAUCUAUGAGGAAGUUGGCAUUCCUAAUUCAACUGUGGCCAUAAAUUUUCUACAACCAUUAGGCUCAUCGAACUGGACAUAUGUGAUCUUCGCCAUUGUACCUUACCCAGUACACUCAACUAUAUCAUCAACUUGGUUGAGCAUUCUUAGGUCUUCUUUUAUGUCCUUGGUUGUGGAGCAGUCAACACUACACCUGACAGAGUCUCUAUUUGGGACCUCUUCAAAUUUUGAGGUGUUUAAGUUCCCUGGAGGAAUUACCAUUAUCCCUCCACAGGCUGCAUUUCUUCUUCAGAAACCCUAUGCAUCUUUCAACUUCACUCUGAAUUUCCCAAUGUACAAAGUACAGGAGAAAACAAAUGAGUUGAAAGACCAAAUGAAGUCUGGACUACGUCUCGAUCCCUAUGAGAACAUCUACAUCAAAUUGACGAAUUCAAAAGGUUCAACGGUUGCUCCUCCAACAAUUGUCCAGGCCUCCAUUGUUCUUGAAGUUGGGAAUCACCAGCCAUCCCUUCCAAGGAUGAAGCAGUUGGCCCAAACAAUUGCUAAUUCGUCGUCAGGAAACUUGGGACUGAAUCACACUGUGUUUGGCAGAGUAAAGCAGAUAAGCCUUUCAUCUUAUCUUAGACAUUCUUUGCACAGUGGGGGUGGUACUGACACACCUAGUCCAGCACCUAUGCCUUCUCAAGAUCAUCAUCAGCACCACCACCACCACCCACCACCACCAUCACCAUGA
Molecule: messenger RNA, 1062 nt
Organism: Miscanthus lutarioriparius
Lineage: Eukaryota; Viridiplantae; Streptophyta; Magnoliopsida; Poales; Poaceae
Source: the annotation of a GenBank genome assembly